Molecule: messenger RNA, 1380 nt
Organism: Besnoitia besnoiti
Lineage: Eukaryota; Apicomplexa; Conoidasida; Eucoccidiorida; Sarcocystidae
Product: SNF7 family protein
Exons: 4
Coding region: 1-1380 (459 amino acids)
Biological process (GO): late endosome to vacuole transport via multivesicular body sorting pathway; vesicle budding from membrane
Cellular component (GO): ESCRT III complex; multivesicular body; cytoplasmic side of plasma membrane
Source: RefSeq, a predicted model, not a curated record
AUGAUGCGCCUCAUUUUUGGUCGGAGCGGCUCUGGAAAGCUGAAAGAGGAGGAAACGCCGAUAGGCCCUGCGGACCCCACCGCGACUUCGGAUUUGGCUGAGGCGAUUCACCGGAACAAGGAGGCGAUUGAAACGCUGGAGAAGCGCCAGCAGCACAUCGAGAAGAAAAUUCGCAUCCAGGAGACCUCGGCUCGCGAGCGCGUCGCCUCUGGAGACCGCAGAGGGGCGCUGCUGUGUCUGCGGAGAAAGAAGCUUUUUGAGCAAGAUCUGGAGCAAGUUCUCACCUCGCGUCUGACGCUCGAAACGCAGAUCGUCACGCUUGAGGCAGCCCAUACUCAGCAGCUCGCCGUGCAAGCUAUUGCUGGAGCAGCCAAAGCCCAUCGAAAUUUCAGCCAGAAGCUAAGCAUAGGAAAGAUUGACCGCCUGCUGGACGACAUCCAGGAACAACAGGACUUACAGCAGGAAGUCACGCAGGUUCUUGCCCAAGGCCUGCCGCCUCUCGACGACGCGGAGUUGCAGCGCGAGUUGACCGCUAUGGAGGCGACUGAAAUCGAGAACCGCGUCCUGCAGACCACAUGCACCGCGCCCUCCGUCCCUGUUGGCGACCCUGCGGCGGCGGUGCCCACGCUGCUUCAGUACCCUCAGGGUUCUGCGCUAGCGUCUGGUGAGCAAGAGCGGGUGGAUGCAAGCUGCGCUUCUCUGCGUUUCUCCGCCCUGGGCGCGCGUGCGCCGCGCUCCACGUAUGCGCCCUCGCACGACAAGGCCGCGGUCUCCGUAUCAGAGAGGAAAGAGGCGUUUCAGACGCAGGCUUACUCGACAUCGGCGCCCCUCCCUUCUUUCUCGCGCGUCCUCACGUCUCCGCAGCGCAGCAGCCACUCCGGUGAGGGCAGUUGCGCGAGGAUUGCCGUCGCUGCAGCCGAGGGAGGAGUCAGGACGUUUCCUUCUGCCCAGAAAAGCGGAUCCUCGGGGUUAGGUCAGCCUACUGGCGGCCGCUCGGCGAGCUGUGGAAGCGCAACUGCUUCCCCGUUUUCCACGCUUGCGCCGACGACCGACUACGGCGCCAAUAACCGCCAUCUCUCCGCGUACGCCUCUUCCCUUGCGGAGUCCCCCCAGCUCCAGACACAGAGAUGGCUGGUAAGUGAAGAAGAGCAGAAAGGACACAGAAGCCUACUUUUUGAGCGAGGUGGAGACCGCGUCAGCGAAGCACCUGGGUCGCUCGUGGGCGGCCGCGCAGGGCUGAACAGACAAGACAGCCGAGGCAGCUUUUCGCACGCGCAAGGCCCGACCCUGCUUGGGGCCGUGGGCGCGGCACUUCGAACCCGAGAGACGCUCAGCGACGAGGAUCAGCUCAGGAUUCUCAUGAGCCAGAUAGGGCCGUAG